UCCUCUCUGGAUCAGACUGCUGGAGCUGUGUCACAUUAAACUGGAUGAUCUGAAUAGGAAAACGGCGGAAAAAGACUGUUUGAAGAGGCUGAAUCAGAGGAGGGUGAAAUGAUGACGAGAGGAGUGGCAAAUUUCACUAAAAACUUCCCUGAUCGACGCGCUCGGCCCGCCGCUCCUCCCCGUUAACAGCGAGGAAGAAAGUUUCCUCCUCUGACUUGAAACUGUCCUCAUGUAGCGACAGUCUGACUGAGCGUUUCCAGAGCUGUUGCUUUUAAAGUUUUGACUUUUACAAACGAAGAAGUUUGAAAAUGAGAGCAGACAACUAGAGAAGUCAGCUGAAACUUUUCCCUCGUCGUGCGUCACCAUGAAGCCACUGGUGCGCUUCUGCGUCUCUCUGCUUCUGCUCUGCGCUCUCCUCGAGGGUGCUCAACCAAACUGUGACAGUGACAAUAGACAAUGCUCUGGGAAUGAAACAGAAACAUUUACAACAGACACAAAAUCGAUCAGCUUAGAAUCAGAUCCAACCUGUAACUUAUCCAGCAGGACUGACACCACUGGACAGGGAUCGCUGAGCGAUUUGACUCCUGGAGCCGUCUACCCUGUGUUUUUCGGUUGUUUCAACUGCUGCAAAGAAAUCACAACGAAGCCUGAAGCUGUCAGGGAUCUCAGUGUCAGUGAAAUCACAACCUCAUCCGUGUCUCUGACCUGGACUAAACCAAAUGGAAAUAGCUCCCUCUACAGAGUCUACUGGACAGAUGAAACAAAUAAAUGGAACAAGAGUACCAAUGAAACAAACAUGAAUGUCACUGGGCUGACAGCUGGAGUAGAGUACACUUUUACAGUCAGUGCUGUAGCAGAUGAUGGUCAAACUGAAGGAGAGAAUUCCACGAAAACUCGGUACACCAAGCCUGGAGUGGUUACGGAUCUUCGAGUUCAUAAUGUCACAACAUCCUCAAUGUUUCUAACCUGGACUAAACCAGAAGGACAGAGCCCCUCCUAUAAAGUACAGUGGACUGAUGAGGCAUCUAAGACUGUGACUGAGACAAAAACAUCCAUUAACAUUACUGACCUGACUGCUGGGGUCCAGUAUGACAUAAGUGUCACUGCAGUGGCUGGAGAUAACACAACAGAAGGAGAGAGUUCCACUGUUUCAAGAUACACCAAGCCUGCAUUGGUAGAUAAUCUCAAUGCUGUUGAUAUCACAACAUCCUCAAUGUUUCUGAACUGGACUGAACCAAGAGGAGAGAGCCCCUCUUUCAGAGUCCAGUGGAAAAUAAAAAAUGGAAAGCUUAUUGACACUGUAAACGUGACAGAGACAUCCAUUAACAUUACUGACCUGACUGCUGGGGUCCAGUAUGACACAAGUGUCACUGCAGUGGCUGGAGAUAACACAACAGAAGGAGAGAGUUCCACUGUUUCAAAAUACACCAAGCCGGCAGUGGUCGAUAAUCUCAGUGCUGUUGAAAUCACAACAUCAUCAGUGUGUCUGAACUGGACUAAACCAGAAGGAGAGAACUCUUUCUAUAGAGUACAGUGGGAGAAUGGAGACAUGAAUCAGACUAAAACUGUAACAGAGACAUCCAUUAACAUUACUGGCCUGACUGCUGGGGUCCAGUAUGACAUAAGUGUCACUGCAGUGGCUGGAGAUAACACAACAGAAGGAGAGAGUUCCACUGUUUCAAAAUACACCAAGCCUGCAUUGGUAGAUAAUCUUCAUGCAGUUGACAUCACAACAUCAUCAGUGUGUCUGAACUGGACUAAACCAGAAGGAGAGAACUCUUUCUAUAGAGUACAGUGGGAGAAUGGAGACAUGAAUCAGACUAAAACUGUAACAGAGACAUCCAUUAACAUUACUGGCCUGACUGCUGGGGUCCAGUAUGACAUAAGUGUCACUGCAGUGGCUGGAGAUAACCAAACUGAGGGACAAAGUUCCACUGUUUCAAUAUACACCAAGCCGGCAGUGGUCGAUAAUCUCAGUGCUGUUGAAAUCACAACAUCCUCAAUGUUUCUGAACUGGACCGAACCACGAGGAGAGCGCUCCUUCUAUAGAGUGCAGUGGAGGAAUGGAGACAUGAAUAAGACUAAAACUGUAACAGACACAUCCAUUAACAUUACUGGCCUGACUGCUGGGGUCCAGUAUGACAUAAGUGUCACUGCAGUGGCUGGAGAUAACACAACAGAAGGAGAGAGUUCCACUGUUUCAAAAUACACCAAGCCUGCAGUAGUGAAUAAUCUCAGUGCCAUUGAAAUCACAACAUCCUCAAUGUUUCUGAACUGGACUAAACCAAGAGGAGAGAGCCCCUCUUUCAGAGUCCAGUGGAAAAUAAAAAAUGGAAAGCUUAUUGACACUGUAAACGUGACAGAGACAUCCAUUAACAUUACUGGCCUGACUGCUGGGGUCCAGUAUGACAUAAGUGUCACUGCAGUGGCUGGAGAUAACACAACAGAAGGAGAGAGUUCCACUGUUUCAAAAUACACCAAGCCGGCAGUGGUCGAUAAUCUCAGUGCUGUUGAAAUCACAACAUCAUCAGUGUGUCUGAACUGGACUAAACCAGAAGGAGAGAACUCUUUCUAUAGAGUACAGUGGGAGAAUGGAGACAUGAAUCAGACUAAAACUGUAACAGAGACAUCCAUUAACAUUACUGGCCUGACUGCUGGGGUCCAGUAUGACAUAAGUGUCACUGCAGUGGCUGGAGAUAACACAACAGAAGGAGAGAGUUCCACUGUUUCAAAAUACACCAAGCCUGCAUUGGUAGAUAAUCUUCAUGCAGUUGACAUCACAACAUCAUCAGUGUGUCUGAACUGGACUAAACCAGAAGGAGAGAACUCUUUCUAUAGAGUACAGUGGGAGAAUGGAGACAUGAAUCAGACUAAAACUGUAACAGAGACAUCCAUUAACAUUACUGGCCUGACUGCUGGGGUCCAGUAUGACAUAAGUGUCACUGCAGUGGCUGGAGAUAACCAAACUGAGGGACAAAGUUCCACUGUUUCAAUAUACACCAAGCCGGCAGUGGUCGAUAAUCUCAGUGCUGUUGAAAUCACAACAUCCUCAAUGUUUCUGAACUGGACCGAACCACGAGGAGAGCGCUCCUUCUAUAGAGUGCAGUGGAGGAAUGGAGACAUGAAUAAGACUAAAACUGUAACAGACACAUCCAUUAACAUUACUGGCCUGACUGCUGGGGUCCAGUAUGACAUAAGUGUCACUGCAGUGGCUGGAGAUAACACAACAGAAGGAGAGAGUUCCACUGUUUCAAAAUACACCAAGCCUGCAGUAGUGAAUAAUCUCAGUGCCAUUGAAAUCACAACAUCCUCAAUGUUUCUGAACUGGACUAAACCAAGAGGAGAGAGCCCCUCUUUCAGAGUCCAGUGGAAAAUAAAAAAUGGAAAGCUUAUUGACACUGUAAACGUGACAGAGACAUCCAUUAACAUUACUGACCUGACUGCUGGGGUCCAGUAUGACAUAAGUGUCACUGCAGUGGCUGGAGAUAACACAACAGAAGGAGAGAGUUCCACUGUUUCAAAAUACACCAAGCCUGGAGUGGUCCGGGAUCUCAGUGUCUCUAAUGUUACUACAUCCUCUAUGUUUCUGAGCUGGACUGAACCAGAAGGAAAGAGGUCUACUUUUAGAGUCCAGUGGAAAACAAAAAAUGGAAAGUUCAUUGAAACUGAAAAUGUGACAGAAACACAGAUUAGCAUUACUGGGCUGACUGCUGGUGUCCACUAUGAAAUGAGUGUUACUGCAGUUGCAGGUGAUGGCCAAACUAGGGGACAGAGUUCCACUGUUUCCAAAUACACAAAACCUGGAAAAGUUGGGAGCCAUACUUCAUCUGUGACCAACUACACCAUCUCCCUGAACUGGAAAGCACCUCCUGGUGACGUGUCUGAGUACAGGGUAGAUUGGCACAAUGGUGGGACAGAGAUGUCAAACUCCACAACCUCUACCUUUGCCAAGCUAUCAGACCUGAUCCCUGGUACUACCUACACGAUCCAGAUCACCGCUGUAAAUGGGGCUCAUGAAACAGGAGAACCUUACAUAUUCACUGUUGUUACAAAACCUGCUGUAGUCAAUAAUCUUAUCAUCACUGGAGUCACAACAACAUCUGUGACUCUAGAGUGGUCUAAACCAAAGGGCAACGCCACGUCAUACAUCGUUCAGUGGCUGGAAGGAGUAAAAAGCUUGAAUGACAGCACCAAUGAAACAUCCCUUACCAUCGAUGGUUUAACGCCUGGUUACGAGUACAGCAUUACAGUGGUAGCUGUUUCUGAAAGUCCCUCAAACACAGGAGAGGGAACUUCAACAUCUACCUUCACAAAACCUGUAAAGCCUGUGAAUAUCACUGUUGGACCCCGAGGAACUGAUAACCUGAACAUCGCAUGGGUUUUGUCUGAAGGAAGGGUUGAUCACUAUGUGGUGCACAUCUUAAAUAAGGAACUGAUGUUUUCUAACAACAAAACAUCAAAAAACACCACUGUCCUCUUCACUGGUUUAUAUCCUGGGAGAGUCUUUGUCGUCACGGUGACUGCUGAGGCUGGAGCACACAGAGAGAUGUCUGAUGAGUCUCAAUUUGCCACUUACCCUACUCCUCCUGGUGCGAUCGUCAUCACUCGCAGGACUAACUCCUCACUCCACCUGGGUUGGGCGACUCCUGCUCUGAUGGAGAAUGCUCCUGACGUCAUUUACCAUGUCACCUACAUCUCAUCCAUGGACGGUGCAGAAAAAAAUGAAAGCAUGGUCAACAAAACUGAUCUGUUGCCACUUUUAGCUGGAACUUCCUAUAACAUUUCUGUGAAAACAAUUGGACCCCAAGGCUUAACAAGCUCAGCUGUCCAUACUUCUACUUUCACCUCACCUAACCCUGUGUUGAACCUCAUAUCCCACCCUAAAUCCAUCUCCUCCGUGGAAGUGAAAUGGUCACCACCACGGGAAGAAAAGGACUAUUACACAUACUAUGUCCAAACCCACAGCCCUACAGGGACACCCAUAAACAGAACAGUCAGCACUAACAGUGCUGACUUAUCAGACCUGGAGUCAGGAACGAGAUACAGCAUCAGCGUCAGGACGAUAGCGGCACCAGGAAUCGAAUCAACAGAAGAAUUCACAUCCAGCUACACAAAACCCACAGCAGUGGCGAAUGUCAAAGCAGAGAAUGUGACAACGACAUCUGUCCGGCUGUCCUGGUCCAGGCAGAGUGAUUACAAACAGUCCUACUCCUACCUGGUGAUGGCACUGCAUGGUGCUAUGCGGGUUCACAAUGAUUCAACCAAGACUGAGACGUACACCUUCACCAAUCUGUGCCCUGGAAGACUGUAUACUUUUAAAGUGAUCACAGAGGUGGACGGGGUAGAAUCCUCCGUGGCAAACACAACUAGUUACACAAAGCCUCCAGUGGUGUCUGACAUCUUAGUCACAGGAGACACAACCAAGCUGUCAGUGAGCUGGAUGGCAGCAGAGUGUCAGGUGGAAUCGUUCACCGUCCGGCUGCUCAGAGGCGAGGAGCUGGUGGGAAACGGCACAGAUCUAAGUAACACGACUGUAAACAAAGUGUUUGAGGGCCUGAAACCAGGAGUGCUGUACUGUGCAGAGGUGAUCACUGAGAGUGGACCUUUUAGGAAUACAAGUCCAAGAGUUUGCAACGCGACCUUUCCCAACCCUCCUGGUCCCAUCACAGUGGCGUCUCAGACUGUGGACUCGAUUAAUUUCACCUGGUCCUUACCUGAGAACAUGGACCACAUGCAGUAUAACUUCAGUGUGACCACAUCUAAUGGCUCCUCUUUGACCACAGACCGCUGGUUUCUGCUGAAAGGUCUACUGUCAGGAAGUCCGUACAACAUCUCUGUUGUAACUGUUGGUGUGAACAACUUUGAGAGCACAGAGGUGACUGCACGAAACUAUACAAGACCAUAUCCUGCAGAAGUGCUGGCAAAAAAGACAGAAAUCAACCCAACUACAGUAACCUUGUUUUGGGAGCAGAAAGAGAUCAAACCUCACUACUCUUAUGUGGUGAAGGCUUCUAACAAUGCUCCACCUGAAACAGUCGACAAAACCACAAAGACGAUCAGUGGACUUCUCUCUGGGACGAACUACAGCUUUACUGUGAUUACUCAGACAGAGGAUGGCACUCAGGCAGAUCCUGAGACUGUGUCUUUUUUUACACGACCCCAUGGUGUUAGACAUUUACAGGCUAAAACCUUAAACACAACAGCUGUCCGUCUGUCUUGGACUGACCCUAUGGAAUACAAACCAGAGUACAGAUAUCAGGUUGAGACUACAGGCUGUGACACCUUCAAAAACAUCAACUCCACAGUAAACAACACUGUAAUCUCUGAGCUCACCCAAGGGACCGAAUGCACCUUCUGUGUCUUUGUCAGGGCAGGAGACGGCAUUAAAGGAGAAGCAAAUUGCAUCUCUCAGUACACAGAGCCUGAGACAGUGCAGCCCAGUAUCUCCAGUCAGGGCUCCAACAGUUCAAUCCUGGUGUCGUGGACCAAGCCUCAAGGGAGAGUGGACAACUUCAGCGUUUCUUUGACAAGCACCUCUGAAUCUGGAAUACAGCUGAACUCCAGUGCUACCUCCUAUCUUUUUGAGAACCUGUCUGCUGGAAGAGUUUAUUUCGCAGUGGUAUCCACACUGAGCGGACCCUUCAAGAGACCAUCUGUAAAUGUUACAAAUGCAACUUUCCCCAACCCUCCUGGCCCAAUUUCAGUGCUGGAAAAGACAACUAACUCACUUGAAAUUAAAUGGGAGGGGGCUCCUCAGAUGUCUGGUGCUUCAUUCUUCUACCAGCUGACUAACAUAUCAGCAAAGGAAGGCAACUUCAUCUCUACCACCAGCACCAGUCACACUUUCUCCUCCCUGCUGUCUGGCACCUCCUAUAACAUCUCAGUGGCUACAGUGGGUGCUUCAGAUUUUCAGAGUGCGAAGGUUUACCGCCACAUGGUCACCACAAGACCGUUUGGUGUGGGUUCUGUUCGCACUACUGUGGAGGAGGAGAUCAUUAAUGUCACAUGGGACAUACCUGUUCAAUACAAGGACAGCUAUCGGUUCAUUUUGACAAGGCAGAGCUCAGAAGGAAAUGUCAGUGACACAGCAAAGGAAAACACAUACAAUUUUACCAAACUUGUUCCUGGCAGCCCUUACAACAUCAGUGUGACCACAGAGACGUCUGAUGGCACGCAGAGUAAUACAACAUGGAAAUCUGUCUGCACAAAGGCGAGCCCUGGGACAAACUUUGUGUGUGAGGGUCCAAACAAAACAAAUGCAGAAGUCAUCCUGACCUGGAAAUGUCCUCGUGGUCGGUACUCCAGCUUCAAGGUUUAUGUUGACGAUAAUGACCAUUCAACAAGCUCCCAGUGUAAUCUCACGGUGCCCAACCUUCGUCACUACACUGAGUACAAGCUGACUGUGGAGACACAGAGCUGUGGACCAGCCAGCAAUCAGACUGUUCGCUGCAGGACAGGAAUCACAAAUCCUCCCUCUCCAGGAAACCUUAACUUACUGGUGAAAGUUAUGGAAAGAGAACAUGACAGAUUUACGCUUAACAUUAACUCCAGCCUUCUGAACAACACAAACGGGCCGAUCAGAUAUGUUGGAGUACUGGUGAUGAAUGAAAACACUGACACCUCUGACUUUAGAAGCUACUUGGAGAAAACUCAUGCACAGUGGGAUGCAGGAAACACUCCAGCAUAUCUGGCAACAGUCAGAGAGAUAAACCUUCAAUCCCGCAGCGAGGACGCCCAGCUAGUCAUAGUGGUUGGAGAUAGUAGCAUAUGGAAAGGCUACACUAAUGGUGCUCUGAAAGCCAACCGCAAUUACCAAUUGGCUAUUGUCUUGUUCACUGAUCUGAAACUCCAAAGUCAGCUUGUGAAUGGUGCACAGUCACUGGUCUCAGUAACACAAUUCAGUACAGUCGUCUUUCUCCCAGUAAACCCAGCUGUGAUCGGCCUCGCUGUCGGAGCAACUUUGGGAAUUUUUUCCAUCCUCUUCUUCAUCCUCAUUGGCUUCAUUAUUUACUGGAGAAGGUUAUCCAAAAAAAAAUCACCUGACAUCCAGAUUAACCCCAUCAGAGCCAAAUCUGUGGCUGUGAAGGUUGAGGACUUUGAGGCGUACUACAAGAAGCAGAAAGCCGACUCCAACUGUGGCUUUGCCGAGGAAUUUGAGGACCUAAAAACUGUUGGAACAGGACAGACUAAAACAAACGCCCUGGCUCCAGAGAACAAGUCCAAGAACCGCUACAACAACGUGCUUCCCUAUGACCACUCUAGGGUGAAACUCUCUAUCAUCCAUGGGAGUCCACAUGAUGACUACAUCAAUGCUAACUACAUGCCGGGUUACAACUCCAGGAAGGAGUUUAUAGCAGCCCAGGGUCCUCUGCCGCAAACAGUCAACGAGUUCUGGAGGAUGAUCUGGGAGAAGAAUGUACAGACUCUGGUCAUGCUGACACGCUGCAAUGAACAGGGACGGGUAAAAUGUGAGCAGUACUGGGAACACGGCACCAAGCACUUUGAAAACAUCAUUGUAACAAUGACCUCUGAAAUCCCCCUGAAAGACUGGACCAUCAGGGACUUUGAUGUGAAAAAUGUGAAAACUGCAGAGACCCGCUCAGUUCGUCACUUCCACUUCACAGCCUGGCCGGAUCACGGUGUGCCAGAGACCACCGAGCUCCUAAUAAGUUUCAGACAUCUGGUCAGAGAGCACAUGGACCAGUACUCCAGACACUCUCCUGCUGUGGUCCACUGCAGUGCUGGUGUUGGUAGAACUGGUACCUUGAUAGCCAUCGAUCGUCUAAUCAACCAGAUUGAGAGGGAAAAUACGGUGGACGUGUACGGCAUCGUCCAUGAUCUGCGCAUGCACAGACCCCUCAUGGUGCAGACAGAGGACCAGUAUGUCUUCUUAAACCAGUGUGCCUUGGACAUCAUCAGAUCAAGAACUGGAACCAAUGUGGAUCUAAUCUACCAAAACAUCGCUGCGAUCUCUAUUUACGAGAAUGUGGAGCCAAAGAAAGGACAUUCCAAAAACGGGUACUAGGAUGCAUAAAUUCUGUCUUCCAUUCCUGUCUGUUCUCUUAGCAAGAAUCUGAGCAGACACUCGUGAAGGGGACACCUCUGAUAGAUUGUGAUGUAUUUAUUCUUUACACAUUUUAUAAUUCUGUUAAGGAUAUAAUGUUGCUUUAAAGGUUUAAAUUUCUAUUUUGUGGUAUUUAUUUCUUAAGAACCUUGAAUAUAUGAUAAUAGAGAAUCUGUGUACGGUGAAAACAGAGUGGGCAUAAUCACUGACCAAAGAUAUUUGGAUUUUAUGUAAACCUCCUCUUACAUUCUCAGAUGUAUGUAUUGCUCAAAUGUGUUUUUUCUUUAUUACUACUGUAUAUGACCUACUGAUGAUUACAUAUUUUUACUCAGGUAAUAUGAUGGAUGCUGUACAGGUAUUAUUAUAUGGCUUUGUAUAAAAAGAUUUACUGUUGAGAAUAAUGUGUGCCUUUCCAAAAACCUGUAUGCUUUGUCACCACUAGGGGGCACUCUGAGUUUUAAAGUGAAAAAGACAAAGGGCUGCCUUCAUCUUACUUCAGGAACCUUAAUGUCUUAUUCUAACAUUUUUCACUUAACUUUGUACCAAUGAUUCAGGCACUGGUUUUGCACCUUUGUAAGCCAAUUUGAACUGUGCAAUGCUUUUUAAUGAAGGAAUUCUCUCAUGUUUAGGUAAAUGUAUUUGUUUGUAUAUGCACUGUGGCAAAUGAUGCACUGGAUGCAUUUGUCUUUCUUCACUGUCCACUUUUUUAAACUUUAGAGAUGUAUUUUUUCUAAAUAAGGAUUUUUUUUUCAAUUUAGCCUGUGCUUUGUAAAAGUAUUAGGACUGUGCUUUUUAACCAAUGUUUGUUUGUCACAAUUGUCCUGUGAUUAUGUUUAGAUGAAUAAAAGAUGGUUCACAUUAAA
This is a messenger RNA of Cheilinus undulatus (humphead wrasse), 9927 nucleotides long. It is a transcript of the gene ptprjb.1, whose product is annotated as protein tyrosine phosphatase receptor type Jb, tandem duplicate 1. Lineage: Eukaryota; Metazoa; Chordata; Actinopteri; Labriformes; Labridae. The transcript has 43 exons. Bases 365 to 9025 code for a protein of 2886 amino acids. Gene Ontology annotation, biological process: protein dephosphorylation; angiogenesis. Gene Ontology annotation, molecular function: protein tyrosine phosphatase activity; cadherin binding. The record is from RefSeq and is a predicted model, not a curated record.